Echinococcus granulosus is the source of this 144-nucleotide messenger RNA. RefSeq lists its product as hypothetical. NCBI's taxonomy places the organism in Eukaryota, Metazoa, Platyhelminthes, Cestoda, Cyclophyllidea, Taeniidae. The record is from RefSeq and is a predicted model, not a curated record. The coding region runs from base 1 to 144 and encodes 47 amino acids. The transcript has 2 exons.
AUGCCAUCCCCUUACCUCCUGCUCAUCUACGGGGACAUCAAUGGCAGGCAGUUUGAUGUGGCCGAUUGGAAAGCAGAUGGCUAUUUCAACGGUUCACUGCCAUACGACUCUGCUUUGCGAGAUCGUUCUCUUUCCAACUCGUAA